Molecule: messenger RNA, 2268 nt
Organism: Marasmius oreades (fairy-ring Marasmius)
Lineage: Eukaryota; Fungi; Basidiomycota; Agaricomycetes; Agaricales; Marasmiaceae
Exons: 12
Coding region: 124-2007 (627 amino acids)
Source: RefSeq, a predicted model, not a curated record
CGACGAUGACUACGGGUUUCUUCGAACCGCGAGAUCAAGAACAAUGACCAAAGGCCAAAGACGAAGCAACGAAACUGCGAAAAAUAUGGAGAUUGUAGGAGAUAAGCUUAUGAAUUUCUUACUAUGAGCAUUUCAACAGCCUUUAUCCUGCCCCAUCACCACCACCACCGCCAGUACUGCAGCAUCGAUUCCUUCAAAAUGUUCAAAAAAGCAUCUCACUUGAAUUUUGGAACUGCGAACUUGAGCAUCGUCCACGGAAAUCAGAACGUCAAUACGUACUACCUGCAGCAUGCACAUCAAGUACCUGGUCCGGGGGAGGAAGAAUGGAAAGUGAAGCUGUAUCGGGAGUAUGACCGAAUCCCUGCAGGGAGAAUCAAGAUCCUCGAAACCCUCACUGAAAACGAAGUCUGGCGAGAAAAAUAUGAAGACGAUUCUGUAAAUGUCAGCUGGGACGAAAGAUGGGUCGGCUUGAGAGCGAAGCGGACUGCACAUCUGGCCUGUCUUGUCCAAGGGGUGAAAGAGUCUUCGCCGUUCUUGAGUAUCACAUACACUGGACCCGAUGCGCAAAAUGUAUUCAAGCAGGAUUGCCUCACAUAUUCACGAAACCGAUAUGGAAAUUUCGUACAGUUACGAGGUUUUAAUGACUCGGAUAUCCCGAUGGUCCUAUUUCACGAAGAACUCAUUCCAGUACAACAUAUUCAACGGCGCCAGAAAUCCUCAGCAGCUUUGCAAUGUUAUCUCACUCUCCAAGCCAGCAUUGCAAAGAAAAACCUGCCUGAAUGGUGUCCGACGGAGUGGGAGUCAUAUGACUGCGACAAUGUGUGGAUUCAACCAAGAAAUGGAAGAAUAUCUUUUGGCCCACAGGGACCUGAGCCUGAUUACUUUCACGUCGACGCUGAUUCCGAGUGGCAGCUCGAAAGUUGCUCGGACGUUCCGGUUCUUCACCCUGCGACAUACAGCGCCGAUUGUAUUACCGAGUACCUGAUCAAAUAUUGCCCGGAUCACAUUUUCUUGGACGUUCUCGCCUUUUCAGGCACACCAAGCUGCAUGUAUCCAAAAAUAGAAGACUGUCCGCGUCAUACACGUCAAGUUUGGGCUCUCAGUACCAGUGGCCGACCGCUUGCAAGAUUCCGGUCCGGAUGGACGUCCGUAAUAGGGUAUACCUGGCUUACUGAAAAGAAUUACCACCCAAUCACGAUGGAAGAUGGAAGGAGACGCUUUUCUAUAAAUUCGACAACUCGGUUGAGGCAAGGAGAAUUCCUUUGCGGGUUCACAUAUAGAGUAGAUAUGUCAUGGCGUCAGCAAGCAUUUGCUUGGCUAUCUCAAGCAUGCAGCAUUUUCAGCACACUGAAUAUUCCAAAGCAUGAAUGGUCAGGCUACGAACUCAUGUACUCGAUUGACUUGGACCUUCAUCUCGAAUUUUCUGAUUACGAGGUCGAAGACGACUUUGACUCGGCUCCCACAGUUGUUGAUAAUCAUCAAACUGAUGAUUGCUAUCUGUUUUUCCACCCGCCACCGCAUUUUCCUGAUGGAUUUCCCGACAUACAUGCUUGGAGGAAGGACUUCUACUAUUACUCCUUGGAUCCUGACGGGAAAUCGGUCAUGACAGAAUACCAACGUUUGUCAUUUCGGCUCCCUUCCAUUGUUCCAAGCGUUUCGGUUUACGCACGCUCCUACGACACCGAUACAUACAACUUAAUCUCGACUUGGCAAGAGAAGAAAGGUUUUGAUCCCACCACAACCGAUUUCGCUCGUUCUUUGGGUUAUCCUAGCAUGGAAGUAAUGUAUUCCGACAUGGAUGAUCAACGUUUUGAUGAUCUCACUGAAGAUACAGACUCACCAUCAUAUACAGACAGUAUGGUUACUGGAGACGAUGGGGCCAUGAACGUAGCCUCGCCGACGCCUUAUUCCCACUUACAGCCUGGUACUACCAGUUCAGUGUUCGAGGACGUGGAGAUGAUGGCAGAUGUAACCUUGUCCACGGACACGGACAUGGAAGUGGACUAAGAGAUGGUGACAUCGGAAAGGCCGAUGCUACUAACCGUGGCAUCUGUCGGCAGCCCCAGUCAUUUCGCGCAAUUCCCUCUCAGCACGCAUUCCAGCGCCUCUGCCGUUCAAAAUUAUGGGCACGACGCCAUUCAUAAGGUGGACACUGCAACAACCAUUUCUACAGACUCAGUUUUGCACUAGGUUCAUUAUUACAAUCUCGUAGUUCGUACCACCGGUUCUACAUGUUGUUAAUUUGCUAUCGUUAAGUCAAUACCAUGC